Callorhinchus milii (elephant shark) is the source of this 1851-nucleotide messenger RNA. RefSeq names its product potassium voltage-gated channel, subfamily G, member 2 (gene kcng2). Lineage: Eukaryota; Metazoa; Chordata; Chondrichthyes; Chimaeriformes; Callorhinchidae. The transcript is spliced from 3 exons. Gene Ontology annotation, molecular function: protein binding; voltage-gated potassium channel activity. Gene Ontology annotation, cellular component: voltage-gated potassium channel complex; membrane. Gene Ontology annotation, biological process: potassium ion transmembrane transport; protein homooligomerization. The coding region runs from base 325 to 1851 and encodes 508 amino acids. The record is from RefSeq and is a predicted model, not a curated record.
CAGACACACACACACACAGAGGGCAGUGGAUGAGGCUCCAGUGUGCAAUUGCCACUCUUCGUAAAAGUAAAGACGGACUUUAAAGGCAGAAAGACUCACUGUUGCAGUGCAUUGGUUUCUUCCGAGGAGUAAAGAGAGAGGAGAGAGAGAGAGAGAGGAGAGGGAAAGGAUACGUUUUUAACAGCCAAUUCCCCCCCAGAAACAGUUGCAAUUGCGUUCGAGUUAACAGGUUCGACACACAGAUAAAAGCACUUCACUCCUAUGCACUGCUUUACGAUGAGGCAGAUUGAAUAGUUCUGUAAGGCAGUCUGUCCAUCAAUCAGUAUGGCUCUGGUUGCUGGGAGUGGCUCUGAACGGGAAUUCAAAUCCUUCCCCUGCACUUUAGAAAACGUGGAGACCUGCACCAAGAAGGGCCUUUAUUAUAAAAAAGUCAAACUCCUUCACCCAGACGAGGAUGUCUACUGCAUCACACAUCUAGAUGACAGAACGCGGUAUGUGAUUAUUAAUGUGGGAGGGAUUAAGUACAAGAUCCCUUGGACAACACUUGACGAGUUCCCAUUAACGCGGCUGGGAAAACUGAAGUCAUGCAACAAUUAUGAUGAAAUCAUGGACAUUUGCGAUGAUUAUGACGUAAACGGCAACGAAUUUUUCUUUGAUCGCAAUCCGUGUGCCUUCAGAACUAUUAUGACUUUCCUGACUGUUGGGAAGCUGAGGCUCCUCAGGGAAAUGUGUGCUCUCUCCUUUCGGGAGGAGCUGGUUUAUUGGGGCAUCGAGGAUGAAAACCUGGAGUGGUGUUGUCGUCGUAGGAUGUAUCAGAAAGAAGAGGAUCUGGCAGACAUCAAGAAGGAUUAUGAAGUGCUACUUUCUGAAGAAUCUCAGGGUGCCUUUGAUGACACGACCCGUCUGGGUCAUUGUAUGAAGAAGCUCAGGGACAUGGUGGAGAACCCCCAGUCAGGGAUCCCAGGAAAGAUUUUUGCCUGCCUCUCUGUCUUAUUUGUGACAAUCACUACAGUAAGUCUCUGCAUCAGCACCAUGCCUGAUCUAAGAGACGAGGAAGAGAGGGGUGAAUGUUCCCAAAAGUGUUACAACAUAUUUAUACUAGAAACCAUCUGUGUUGCCUGGUUUUCACUGGAAUUCAUGCUGCGAUUUAUCCAGACACCGAGCAAAUGUGCAUUUCUGAGAAAUCCCCUCAACAUCAUUGAUAUCAUGGCCAUUUUGCCUUACUACAUCAGCCUGAUUGUAGAUGCUGUCUCAGCCGAUGAGAAGCCGAGUGGCUCUGGGAAUAUGGACUUGGAGAAAGUGGGCCUCGUCCUCCGUGUCCUGCGUGCUUUACGGAUUUUGUAUGUCAUGAGGUUGGUUCGUCACUCGCUGGGGCUUCAGACUCUGGGGCUCACUGUCCGCCGGUGCACACGGGAGUUUGGCCUCCUUCUGCUUUUUCUCUGCGUGGCCAUGGCACUCUUCUCACCUGUGGUCUUUUUAGCUGAAAGUGAAGUGGGAGCGAAACAUGAAUUCACCAGCAUCCCAGGAUCCUACUGGUGGGCAGUGAUCUCCAUGACCACAGUGGGAUACGGGGACAUGGUCCCACGUAGCAUCCCUGGCCAGGUGGUGGCUUUGAGCAGCAUCCUAAGCGGCAUUCUCCUGAUGGCCUUCCCAGUUACCUCUAUCUUUCACACCUUCUCCCGCUCUUACAUGGAGCUGAAAGAUCAGCAAGAGCGCAUUGCAAGGCACAAAGCCCAGCUCAAAGGAAGCCAGGCUUUGUCAAAAAGUGACAGCUCUCAGGAAUCUGACAGCUCAUUUCCAACAGAGAUUGCAAAUUCCCCACUGCAUAAUCGCAGGAGAGCAAUGACAUAA